Messenger RNA from Periophthalmus magnuspinnatus, 1772 nucleotides. RefSeq names its product sulfide quinone oxidoreductase (gene sqor). The record is from RefSeq and is a predicted model, not a curated record. Bases 157 to 1476 code for a protein of 439 amino acids. Gene Ontology annotation, molecular function: sulfide:quinone oxidoreductase activity; FAD binding. The transcript has 10 exons. Gene Ontology annotation, cellular component: mitochondrion. Lineage: Eukaryota; Metazoa; Chordata; Actinopteri; Gobiiformes; Gobiidae.
GAUUAUUGCCACAGAAGAAGCUCCAUUGCACACUACAAGAAACACAGGUUAUCGUCUGAGCGACUCUUCACUUAACAAACAGCUCAUCUAGAUCCAGUCGUGUGGCCACAGGCUCGGAUAUUGUGUCGACGGGUAAUUUUGGUUGCUAGACCCAGUAUGGCUGCACUGCGUUUGUUACAGAAGGGCUAUUCCACCAGCAUUACUGCCAUCUCACAUGUCCACACAAGCAGCUCUGCCUCUGCCAACAUGCACUACAAAAUGCUGGUGCUGGGAGGAGGUAGUGGAGGCAUUGCCAUGAGUUCCCGCAUGAAGAGACUGUUUGGGGCAGAAAAUGUGGCUGUUGUGGAGCCCAGUGAGAGUCACUACUAUCAGCCAAUAUGGACCCUGGUUGGUGCAGGUGCAAAAAAAGCUGCCUCUUCAGCUCGUCCCACUGCAAGUCUCAUGCCCUCUGGAGUGAAGUGGGUUAAAUCAAAAGUCCAGGAAAUAAACCCAGACACAAACACAGUGCGUACAGAUGAUGGGAAAGAGAUUUCCUAUGAGUAUUUAAUAGUCGCUUUGGGUCUACAGUUACACUUUGAAAAGAUUAAAGGCUUGCCAGAGGGAUUUGAGCAUCCAAAGAUCGGCUCAAACUACUCAAUCCAAACAGUGGAGAAAACAUGGAAGGCACUACAGGAUUUUAAAGAAGGAAAUGCUGUGUUCACUUUUCCCAAUACACCAGUGAAAUGUGCCGGAGCCCCACAGAAGAUCAUGUAUCUGUCUGAUGCAUAUCUCAGAAAGACAGGGAAGAGGAAUAAGGCCAAGGUGAUUUACAACACCUCUCUCCCAGUGCUGUUUGGCAUCAAGAAAUAUGCUGACUCAUUGUGGGACAUUGUGAAACAACGUGACCUACAAAUCAACCUCAGGCAAAACCUGAUUGAGGUGCGAGCAGACAAACAAGAGGCUGUGUUUGAAAAUCUGGACAAGCCCGGUGAAACCAGAGUUUUUGAGUAUGAGAUGCUCCACGUCACACCACCAAUGGGUCCCAUUUCAGUCAUUAAAAACAGUCCUUUAGCUGAUGAGGUUGGGUGGUUAGAUCUGAAUAAAGACAAUCUCCAGCACAAGAAAUAUCCAAACGUGUUUGGGAUUGGAGACUGCACCAACCUCCCAACGGCUAAAACUGGAGCUGCUGUAGCUGCCCAAACAGCAGUUUUGCAUCGAACCAUAAGCAGGAUACUUAAAAAUCAGAAGCCUGACAAAAUUUAUGACGGCUAUACCUCUUGCCCAUUGGUCACAAGCUACAAAUCAGUAAUUUUAGCUGAGUUUGACUAUAAUGGGCAACCACUGGAAACAUUUCCCAUAAACCAGGCAAAAGAAAGCCGGAUCAUGUAUCAUAUGAAAGCAGAUGUCAUGCCCCAUCUCUAUUGGCAUGGGCUUCUAAGGGGACUGUGGGGAGGGCCAGCACCAUAUCGGAAGCUUAUGCACCUUGGAAUGAAAUGAACCAGUUUGGCAUAGGAACCUUUAAUUGUAAGAAGGAAUGAACUUUGUAUUUACAUUUUCAUGUAAGUACUCUCAACUGUCUGGUAGAGUAGGGGAUGCAGGGUUUUACUGGGAAAAAAGUGAACUGGACAUUAAAGUCCUUGCAAAAUUGUUUUCUGUCAACAUUAUACCUAAUGUAAAUGUUUUGCAAUGUAUUGUACAUUUUACCAUUGUUGCCUUUUCACUUUGGAGUUCACUUUGAAUGCAAGUUGAUAGAGCCUAUUGUGUUUUGUCCCAUUGAAUGUGUUUCAAGGUUA